Messenger RNA from Coprinopsis cinerea okayama7#130, 366 nucleotides. RefSeq lists its product as hypothetical. The record is from RefSeq and is a predicted model, not a curated record. Bases 1 to 366 code for a protein of 121 amino acids. Lineage: Eukaryota; Fungi; Basidiomycota; Agaricomycetes; Agaricales; Psathyrellaceae. The transcript has 2 exons.
AUGCCAGAGAUCAUCAAGAAUACAGGUAGCACAGCGAGGGACUUUUGCAUGCUAGAGAGGAACCUCCUUUCGCACCUCAAACUGGCGUUACUUUUGUCGCUGCUGGCGUCGUCAAUUCUGUUACGGGCCCGACUAGUACCCGAAGAGGACAGGGAACGGCAGAACGGGGGAAUACCAUUGGCUUCUAUCGAAUUUGGGGCGGCGAUGCUUGCGAUUAUCGCAGGGUGCUGGGAAUACGUGAACAACUACAAGGACUUGAAACACUCGAGGGCAUUCCUUGCUGCACCAAAGGUCCACGGGAUGAUUAUGAGCGUAGUUGCGGUCAUCGUGUUUGGAACGUGCAUCGCACUCAUCGCCUUCGACUAG